Prorocentrum cordatum is the source of this 657-nucleotide messenger RNA. NCBI's taxonomy places the organism in Eukaryota, Dinophyceae, Prorocentrales, Prorocentraceae. The record is from the annotation of a GenBank genome assembly.
AUUUUGUCCCGAUCUUCGCGUCGUUUUAAUCCCCCCCUCGGCUCGCCGCCGCAGAAGGCCCCCCGAGCGAGCACACUACUCGCCGCUCGGCGCCGGCGUCCCACCGCGGUCCUCCCUUUGGCUUGCGCUGGGCCGCCCUUCUCGCGACCGCGAGCCAGGCGUGUGCAUGCAGCUGCUGACCCCCUCGGGCUGGCUGCCGAGCGUCUCUCUGGAGAACGUGUUCGUGUCCAUCAGGAGCGAGAUGAUCGAGGGAGGGGGGCAACUCGACCUGGAGAACAGCGGGAGGGACUACUCCAUGGGCGAGGCCAGAGAGGCGUUCAACCGCGUGGCCCAGCGCUAUGGCUGGUUGACGCAGUGAGGCGCCUCCCGAGUCCAGGGCCCGCACAGCGGCGGGGUCCAUCCCGACCAGGAGGGAGCCGCGAGAGCAUUGGUCGACGUGCUUCCGCCCGUCUUGCUCCCUCCCUGCGCGCUCGUCUACCUCGCCCAGCUUCCCAAGGGAUCCCCUUUGGCCUCGUCUCCCGCACGUGGCACAGUGUGCGUGGAGCCUUCUGCGGGGCCGCCGCCGCCCCUGGCCCCAUCGGCAGUGCAGAACGGGCCCGAGGCGCCCCGCCUGCCCCGGGCGCGUGCUCGGCAGCGCGGUGGUCCCGGAUGGCCGAA